UGGCAUAAUCAGGUAUUCAACCCCAUUACGUGCUUAAAGCUAACUUGACUUUAUAGCCGUCGCACGAUUCGCCGAACCUAUCGCCUACACGUCUGUCUUUCCGUAUCUACCUGAGAUGAUAGCUAGUUUCGGCGUCGAGAGAAAAGAAGUUGCGAAAUGGGCGGGCAUUACUAGCUCCGCCUUUUCCCUAGCACAAUCUAUAACUGCUGUGGCCUGGGGUAGAGCGUCCGAUCGAUUUGGGAGGAAGCCUACCAUUUUAUGUGGUCUUCUAUGUACGAUGACCUGUUUCUUGGCAUGGGGUAUGUCGACGAGUUUGACGAUGGCUAUCACCGUUCGUGCGCUCAUGGGAGCUGGAAAUGGAAAUGUUGGAAUUAUCCGGACCACCGUGGCUGAAAUGGUUACCGAUAAGGCGAGUCAGCCGGUCGCGUUUAGUGUAAUGCCGUUGGUGUGGUCGAUUGGAAGCGUUAUUGGACCUGCUUUUGGCGGUCUAUUUGCUAAGCCAGCAGACCAAUGGCCCGGCAUCUUUGGUCAUAGCACGUUUUUCAAGAAAUAUCCGUUUGCUUUCCCCAAUAUGAUAGGCUCUAUCUUUUUCUUGAUCUCCCUUGCUACCGGCAUACUCUUCCUUAAAGAGACUCUUCACAGCAAACGCCACUCUCGCGACUGGGGCUUAGUUCUUGGCGAUCGUAUUAAGGAGGCACUUAAAGAAAGCCCACACCGACGAGCACAGCGCCUGCGCCGGUACUCCUUCCAGGACUCCGAGGUAUCGGCACCGUUGUUGAGCGCGAAUGUGCCUCCGAAAACAGCAAGGGCUACCGUCAUCGAAAGGAUCGAAAAAACUAAGCCUCUUCCUAUGAGCUCAAUCUUUAACCGCCAGACUGUUAUCAACCUUAUAUCUUAUACCUUUCUCGCACUUCACGCCGUCGCCUACGAUCAGGCGUUACCAGUUUUCCUAAAUUACCCGCCACAAAAGCAUACGUCCGAGAACACAUCACUCCCCUUCGUCUUUAGCGGUGGUUUUGGAUUAAAUCACGCACACAUUGGGGCCAUUUUUGCACUUGAGGGUAUCAUUUCCGGAUUGGUCCAAUUCCUGGUCUUCCCAGUUCUCUGCGCGCGCUAUGGAGUCUUGAAAUGCUUUAGGAUUUGCGUCGUCGUCUUCCCGCUUGUCUAUAUGAUCACACCAUACACAGUGCUUAUCGAAAAUACGAAAACACGCUACGCCUUCCUAUUCCUCAUCUUGAUCAUCAAGACCUUCGCCGUUAUCGUCGGAUUCCCCUGCACAACCAUAUUGCUGACCAACAGUGCCUCGAGUCUGAGCAUCCUGGGAACUCUAAACGGGUUCGCCACUACGUUUAGCGCCCUUGGACGUGCUACUGGUCCCGCUUUGACUGGCUCCGUGUUCACUUGGGGUGUAAAACAGGGUAUUAUUGGUAUGCCGUGGUGGGUCUUGGCUUUGAUCGCUGCUCUAGGCAUUGUACCCGCUUGGAUGGUCGUCGAGGGCGAUGGUCCGAGUGCUGGUAGUACACCUGCUGAUAGUGACGACGAAGAGGAUACUGAGGAAGACGAUGAUGAUAUCGAUGCGCUUGAAGCGAGUCAAGCUACUACGAUUGUCGUCGCGGAACAGCCGGGGGAGCUUGAGGAUGCGCCAUUAGAGGGGAGUGUUAAGACAAAUGGUGGGACUUACGGUACGCUUGGGGGUGGGAAAGGCUCGAAUAUGAUUGAUUGAUGGAAUGAGACUACGCGCAUGAUGUGAACGUUACACAUGAACACGAAGAGUGAGCGGGAAACCAGCAACAUUCUUGCUCACCUACACAUAUCAAGCAUCCUAAUUAUUGUCAUUGGGAGGCGUUAAGGACAUAGAAAAUAGGGAUUUGGCAUGUGUGCAUUUGGGCGGCUUUUUUAUACAAUUAUUUUGUUGUCGCUUUCCUUCCUGACUUCUCAUUUCGUGGGGUACUUAUUAGGUACCUGAUAGCGGGAAAACCCAAGGAGUAACCGUUACAUUACCUGUUGCUGUUACUUACACCGCUUAUUUGACGGUAAUUGUUACUCAGUCAGUUACCGUUACUGAAUAAAUUGCCAUUACCAGAGAAAAAAAGAAGCUAUCGCCAGAUCAGACCCAUUUUUCCAUAACAGCAACACGUAAACAUGAUUAUACUGUUUUCUCCUACCUAAUCGUCGCCUUAUACAAAUUGUAG
This is a messenger RNA of Hypoxylon trugodes, 2192 nucleotides long. Its product is annotated as MFS general substrate transporter. Gene Ontology annotation, molecular function: transmembrane transporter activity. The record is from RefSeq and is a predicted model, not a curated record. Bases 116 to 1723 code for a protein of 535 amino acids. NCBI's taxonomy places the organism in Eukaryota, Fungi, Ascomycota, Sordariomycetes, Xylariales, Hypoxylaceae. The transcript has 3 exons. Gene Ontology annotation, biological process: transmembrane transport.